Fusarium odoratissimum NRRL 54006 is the source of this 2139-nucleotide messenger RNA. RefSeq lists its product as uncharacterized. Bases 171 to 1814 code for a protein of 547 amino acids. The transcript is spliced from 6 exons. The record is from RefSeq and is a predicted model, not a curated record. Lineage: Eukaryota; Fungi; Ascomycota; Sordariomycetes; Hypocreales; Nectriaceae.
CGAUAAUAGCGUUGAACACCGGCGGCUUUUCCCAGUCGUCAUAUUCAAGUACUCAUAUCAGGCUCUAUCAAGACUAGUAAUUUCGUCAUCUUCAACUCCACGACUCAUAGAGAUAUUCAAGCACUGCAGAAUUCUCCUAAAACUUUGUCAGUUUCAAUCAAUCGAUCGUUAUGGCGGUCUCUCGCAAUGGCAGCAGUAAUACCGCCCACGUCAAUAUGAUGACGGACAGCGUUAUAGCGAACCUACCACCUGAUGGUCUGAGAGUUAUCAUCCGCUCACUACUGGCAUCGCACCCUGACAUCACAACGAGCUUUGAAGACGCAACACGACAAUACCUUGCUCAGGCCCAGACAAAGUCUUCCAAGUCCCAAUUAACCACUCUCGAUAUUGAUGGACUGGAGAAGACCCAGAAGAUAGCUCGCUGUAUGCUUGGGUCUGGGCAAGCGUUUGAUGGUGUUUCCAUUCUCGACAAACUGGUUGUUCGCGGUAUUCAGAUCGCUCUUGACUCACCGGAAACCGAGAAACAGAGGGUUGACUCACUCCUAGCUUCUAUGGAUGGUGAUUUGGUCCAAGCAAUGACAGCUGUGACGAAGAGACUUGCUGUAAGCUCGGGGGCACGAGUGUUUUCUUCGAUAGAACAAAAUAUCGUCCAAAGACUGUUGGAGUCUCUUACUCAGUGUCAGGAGAUGCUGAAGGGCACAUUCAUAGCUUUUCCCUAUGGAAGGGGUAUGCUCACAACGGCAAACAUCUUGGGUGUUGCUUUGCCGGACUCGCCAGAAACAAGAUUGAGCAAAGUACCUUCAGACAUUGCACAGCCUCCGCCGGCCAAGGAAACCUUUCAACUCGGUGAUAGACCACUACCUCGCAUUUUCUCAGGCCUAUGGCAGAUGUCAAGUCCAGCCUGGGGUUCCGCACAGAUGUCUAAAAUCAUCGAAGGAUUCUCGACACAUGUUCAAAAUGGAUUUACUGCGUUCGACAUGGCAGAUCACUAUGGUGAUGCUGAAGUUCUCUAUGGCCGUUUUCGGUCGAUGUAUCCCCAUAAGGACGAAAUGUUUACUGCAACAAAGUAUUGCGUGUUUCACCCCAUCACUGUUUCCCGAGAAGCAGUGCAGGCCAAUGUCAGCGAGAGGUGCAGUAGAUUACAGCAAGAGGUGAUUGAUCUACUCCAAUUCCAUUGGCAGCUUUGGGAUAAUCCGCAGUAUAUCGACGCGCUGCAAUAUUUAGUAGAAGACAAACGCGUGGCUCGGAUUGGGCUGUGUAACUUUGACACGGAACACCUUGAACGAGUUGUCGAAACUGGUGUCAAGAUAUAUACGAAUCAGGUGCAGUUCUCACUGAUCGAUUCGAGGCCCACUGUGAAGAUGGCAGAUGCAUGCUCAAGAUAUGGCAUCAAGCUGUUGACAUAUGGAACUCUGUGCGGUGGGUUCAUCGCGGAUAAGUGGCUCAACCAGCCCGAACCAGAUGUCUACGAUACCAACAUUACUCCCAGCCAGAGAAAGUACUACGGAAUGAUAUGCAGCUGGGGCGGCUGGGAUCUCUUCCAAGAGCUUCUUAGCGUCCUACGCACCAUCGCGACAAAGCACAAAGUCAACAUCUCCAACAUAGCUACGCGCUGGGUCUUAGACUUUCCCUACGUCGGAGCAGUCAUCAUUGGCGCACGGAUCGGUAUGAGUGAGCAUACAAGUGAUAAUGCUACUACUCUCGGCUGGAGCUUGGAUGAUGAUGACCGCCUGGUCAUCGAAGAGGUCUUGAACCGGAGUAACAGAACCGAGAUGUUUGAGGCAAUGGGCGAUUGCGGUAAUGAGUACCGAUAAGAGAACCGCAUCUGUAAGUGGAGAUAUCAGUUCAACACUGGUUCCGAGUUUCCAAAAUGGGAUGGGGGGAAUAUGUAACGUCUGAUGAAUGGUACAUCCACCUCGUGUAUGCAGACGGCCCAUUCGGACUGGCGAGCUGAACUAGUACCGGAAGUCCUUUGUGUGAAGCGAGUUUGCUUUGACCUAUUUCGUCUCAAUGAACAUUCCGUGUCUUCAAUGCACAUGCCUUUGUGAUGUUUCUCAAAUAUGCUACAGCCUUGUGUUGAUAUUUACCUCAACAUCUGUCACGAUUAUAUCCAUAGUCUUUUACGAGCAAAAGUUUCUG